Molecule: messenger RNA, 2243 nt
Organism: Juglans microcarpa x Juglans regia
Lineage: Eukaryota; Viridiplantae; Streptophyta; Magnoliopsida; Fagales; Juglandaceae
Product: protein WVD2-like 7
Exons: 8
Coding region: 393-1883 (496 amino acids)
Source: RefSeq, a predicted model, not a curated record
CUUUUGGAAAUAUGAUUUGGGUCAUUGAUUUUAUUUUUUUCACUGUUGUUGAUUGGAUUAUCAUGUAGGGUCUUUUCAGAAGUUCCACAAGCGGACAUGUUUGUCAUUUUCUGGAAAAAGCUUGGUGGUAAAUGAGUUGUUGGGGUAAAAAGGAAAAAGGACUAGAAAUGUGGAACAACACGUGGACAUGUCAUCUUUUCCUUCGUUGCUUGCAUUUGUUUAGUGUGUUCUUUUUGUCUCUGUAUUGAAUUUGCCCAUUCUCGAUCUUUAAGUGAGAUCCAUUGAACUGAGGGUCUGCCUGUGCUAGUCACAAACUCGCAGCCUAUGGUAUAGACAAUUUUGCGUCUUGGCGUGGUGUAGCUGGAAAUUCAACUGCGAGUCCUGUCACUCAGAUGGGUGAAUCAAUAGUGGAUGUUCCCAGAUAUGAAGAUAAGACAGGAGAGACGGCUGCCUCGAAACCUGGAUUGGAAGUGUCCGUUUCAUUCGGUAGGUUUGAGAAUGAUUCGCUUUCUUGGGAGAAAUGGUCAACUUUCUCGCCCAAUAAGUACUUGGAAGAAGUUGAGAAGUGUGCUACACCCGGAUCGGUGGCUAAGAAGGCGGCCUACUUCGAAGCCCAUUACAGGAAGAUUGCUGCUCGCAAAGCUGAGAUAAUGGAUCAAGAAAAGCAAAUGGAAGACGAUUCGUUGAGGGCAGAGAAUCAAAAUGGUGUAGAUCUGACCGUAACUGCUUGUGGUGCUGUUUCCGAAUUUGAUGUAUCUGAUCGCCACUGUUCUGCAGAAGACAUUGUUAUGCAACAAACCAAUUUGAUCAGUGAGGUGAUUAGCACCCAAGUGGAUGAUCUGAAGGAGGAUGCUGCAAUCAGUACAGAAAGUCAAAGGUCAGCAUCUGAGGGAGUGAAAGAAGAAAUAGGUUGUACAGUAGAUAUCCCCAAGUCAAAAGAACCGGUUUUGGUAAAAGAAGAAGAAGAAUCUGCUGUGGUUGAAUCUCAAGACAUGAAGGAAGUUUCGCACAAUUGUAACAAUGAAAUGGGACAUGCUACACACGUCAAAGUAGAAACCGUGAUGUUGGACCACCAUCCCAAGGAAUUUAAGAAGGUUACUUCAGGGAAUGAGGAGAGAACUGUGACCAGGUUAAAGAAGAAACCAGUGUCACCCGGGACGAAAACAUCACAUAUUUCCACCCCUAAAGUGUCAAAGCUUAUACUAACUCCCACUGCGUUAUCUGCAUCACAAUCUUCAACAAAGAAGGGAAAUUAUUCAUCUUUACCUAGGAGCAAAAAUCCUUCUACUGGUGAAAGCAAGAAAGUUGCUCCAAAGUCUCUGCAUGCGUCCCUUAGCUUGGAUCCUACAGAUUCUAAUCCAGCUUCCCUUAGGAUGACUCGGAAAUCUUUCAUUAUGGAGGAAAUGGGGGACAAGGAUAUUGUCAAACGAGCAUUUAAAACAUUUCAGAAAAAUAUAAACCAACCAAAAUCUUCUGGUGAAGAGAGAGCUUCUGAUCCAAAGCAGGUGCCAAUAAAGGGGACAGAACCAAGGGUUUCAUCUUCUAUGACUCCACGAAAAGAGAAUCAAGGGUCACUAAAAGCAGGUGGCGUGGAUAAAAAAUGUGCUAAGGCCGCCCCUUCAUCUUUUCACUUGAGAAGUGAUGAAAGAGCAGAGAAAAGAAAGGAGCUUUCUAAGAAAUUGGAGGAGAAGUCGAAUGCCAAAGAGGCAGCAAGGACUGGCCUUCAAUCAAAACCAAAGGUGGAAAAAGGAGCUGAGAUCAGAAAAUUAAGACAGAGCUUUAAUUUUAAAGCCACACCAUUGCCUGCCUUUUAUGGGGGAUUAAAAGUGUCAAAAAGUAUUUCAGAUAAGGAAGUAUUGAAAAAUGCGAUUCAUGGUGAGUGAUGUUCUUCGGGAAGUUGUACUUCACGUUCUAAAGAUAUACUUCUUGCUUUUUCGAAGCUAAAUGGUUGGGUGGAAAAGGAAGAUUUGCAUCAAGGAAUUUCUUCUCAGUAGGGAAUCGUGCCAUACUAUAUUACUUAGCCUAAAUUCACUUAUGAGGCGCAGACUUCAUUCCUGAAUGGCCAGAAGAGAGAACCCAUAUCAUCAGUCUUCUUGUGUAUGUACGGCAUAUUAGUACUGUGGAGGAGAUAUUAAAGAGGUUGGGACACUGCUACCUUCCAUUGACAAAUCAAUUACUCCGGCCUUGCUUUUGCUCUCUCAAACCAAAUUUGGAUAAAGCAAAUAAAUAAAUAAAUUUAUAAA